Radiomyces spectabilis is the source of this 270-nucleotide messenger RNA. RefSeq lists its product as uncharacterized. Lineage: Eukaryota; Fungi; Mucoromycota; Mucoromycetes; Mucorales; Radiomycetaceae. The record is from RefSeq and is a predicted model, not a curated record. The transcript is spliced from 3 exons. Bases 1 to 270 code for a protein of 89 amino acids.
AUGUUUUCUCGAAGCGCUCGAUUGUUCCCCACUACCCGACAAGCCUACACUCGCAUCCUCAGAGCCGGCGAGCCCGAAGAGGCUAACCGACAACAGCGAUCCGGUCCUGGCCUUUACGCUGCUGCUGCUAUGAUUGCCGUCGUAGGUGGUGUUUACUUUUUCUGGGGUACUGAACGUGCCGCCACCGCCAAACAUGAGACUACGGCCGAAACAAGCUUGAAGGAUCCUAGUGCCCGACAGAGUCCCGGUGGAGGUGGUUCCAGAAUUUAA